Parastagonospora nodorum SN15 is the source of this 681-nucleotide messenger RNA. RefSeq lists its product as hypothetical. The transcript has a single exon. The record is from RefSeq and is a predicted model, not a curated record. Gene Ontology annotation, biological process: tRNA methylation. Gene Ontology annotation, cellular component: tRNA (m1A) methyltransferase complex. Lineage: Eukaryota; Fungi; Ascomycota; Dothideomycetes; Pleosporales; Phaeosphaeriaceae. Bases 1 to 681 code for a protein of 226 amino acids.
AUGGCAGACCUGCAUCAUACUGCUUCACAAUCCUGGAAAGACAACCGUCGCGCUAUCGUACACACACUGGACAUAUCUAGCAAGCACUCGAAGCAUGCGAGGAAAAUCGUGGAAGGCUUCCGCAACGGUAUGUACGCCAGCAAUGUCGACUUCCACGUAGGAGAUGUGUCGGACUGGAUUUCAGAGCAAAGGGCAGCAAGGCAAACAGAGGAGCCAUUCUUGACGCACGUGCUCUUGGAUCUGCCAAAUGCAGAGCAGCACUUGACAAACGUUGCGCCUACCCUGCAUGCUAAUGGUAUACUCACCGUUUUCAAUCCGAGCAUUACUCAGAUCGCCGACUGUGUGGAAGCGAUUCGCGAACAAAAGAUGCCAUAUCUAUUGGACCAGGUCGUCGAGCUAGGAGCAGGCAUGAUUCGUGAGUGGGACGUUCGCGCUGUCAGACCCAGGGCAACCCUUCGAAAAGCGGAAGCGCACGACACUCCCGAAGUUCCCGAGGGGCACGCAACCGAGGCCGUGGACGGCCAGACGGCAAGGGACGAGGAACUUGCAAAGGAACUCGCUCAGACCAAAGAGCAAUGGGCAAUGAUAUGCCGUCCUAAGGCUGGCCAGCAAGUCGUGGGCGGUGGAUUUCUGGGCAUCUGGCGGCGCAUGGAGCCGGCACCUGUUCAAGAAUCCGAGUGA